Boeremia exigua is the source of this 882-nucleotide messenger RNA. RefSeq lists its product as uncharacterized. The transcript has 3 exons. The coding region runs from base 247 to 624 and encodes 125 amino acids. The record is from RefSeq and is a predicted model, not a curated record. NCBI's taxonomy places the organism in Eukaryota, Fungi, Ascomycota, Dothideomycetes, Pleosporales, Didymellaceae.
UAUCUUCAAAGCGUUUUAUUGUUGUUGUAACAUGCCGCCAUAAGUUCAACGCAAAAAAUCAGUUUGCCUCUUACCUUACAGCUUGUCACACUUGCUCCCAAACUUGUUUUCACUCACCCUGCGGCCGCACUCUCGCCACAUCAAAAAGCCCCGAUCCGUCCUCAAGCUUACAUCUGUUAAUCACGUUCGCCAGGUUGGACUACAGUCUGACAUAACACAGUACCGGUACUAAAGAUACACCGAGAAAUGGCGAUCCAGUGGAAAGCUCCCGAGACUAAAGACCGCCUCAUCGCGGCUCUUAUUGCUGCGUCGCCAAACAUCAAUAUGAACGAGAUUGCUAGAAUGUUCGGGCAAGGUGCCACUUACGACGCUGUCGAAGGCCAGCUGCGCAAGGCCAAGAUCCUUGCCAAAGAACUCACCGAGGAAGCAAAGGAUCGUCCGGCUCCUGCCAAGGCUCUUUCAAGGAUGAAGAGCACCGCGAGCGUCAAGAGUCCUGUCAACGGUGCUCGGGUCACCAAAGCCAAGAAGCCAACCAAAAUCAAGGCUGAAGAAUCGGUAGAGCGACGCAUGCUUGAUGCACUUCACGAUGACGCUGGCAGCGACGACGAAGAACAGGAGAUUUGAGGCUGGCCGUACCGGGUGUCGUGGUCAGAGUUGGUAGAGAUCUUAGCAGAAGCUCGCGUCCUAGCAAUGUCAGCCUUGGUCGUCCAUCACUUCUUGAAUGCUAAGGGGACUCUUGAAAUACGAUGAAAAGUGUCAGACGUGUCUGUCUUAUUGUUUGCACCCUAUGUCAGUGCGGGCUUUAGUAUGACGUGCCUGUAGCUCAUCGAUGCAUUGAUGCUUAUCGUUACAAGCUCUCCUACAAGCCCGAAAAGUCCCGUC